Eruca vesicaria subsp. sativa (arugula) is the source of this 1147-nucleotide messenger RNA. NCBI's taxonomy places the organism in Eukaryota, Viridiplantae, Streptophyta, Magnoliopsida, Brassicales, Brassicaceae. The record is from the annotation of a GenBank genome assembly.
AAGAAGAGAAGAAGGUGACAGCCCAACGGUCUCUCUCUCAAAAGGAAGAACCCUAAGGAGGAAAGGAUGGUGGAAUCGGAGUAUGAGCAGAUACGAUUGAAAAGGUUGGAAGAGAAUAAGAAGAGGAUGAUUGAGCUUAAUCUCAACAAGCUCUCUCAAUCUCUUCGCCUCACCUCUUCAUCUCCCAAGCCUUCUCCUGCGAAGGCAAGGACGCUGCUGGUUACUGUAGAAUCGUCGGAGGUCAGGAGAUCAAGCCGUGCUAAGAAUCCUCCUCCCAGCUACAGAGAGUUUGGGCCAGAUCUCCUGGAAAGGCCAAGAAGGAGCUAUCAAAGACGAGAUUUGCUGAACCGGGUCUAUGCCUCAGACGAUGCUAGAGUCUAUGCUAUCGAGAGAGCAGAGGCGCUUCAGUCAAGUUUAGAACCAGAGUUCCCAAGCUUUAUUAAACCAAUGCUCCAGUCACACGUUACUGGAGGGUUUUGGCUGGGCUUGCCGCGUCAUUUUUGUAAAACACAAAUGCCACAGUACGAUGAGAUGAUUACUCUAGUUGAUGAAAACGAUGAUGAGUCUGAGACCAAAUACCUUGCUGACAAGAAUGGGCUUAGCGCAGGCUGGAGAGGUUUCGCUAUUGACCAUCAGCUUGUCGAUGGAGAUGCUGUUGUCUUUCACCUUAUCAACCCAACAACCUUUAAGGUGUAUAUCAUUAGGGUGAAUGAUGAAUCAGACAACUGUUCAGGUGGGAGUAAUGACAAAGAGCUUGUUAUUAAAUCAAUCAAGAAUCAAGAGGAGAAGGUUUCAGAAGCUCCUCCGUUGUCAAACAGUGGUAAAAGGAAACGAAGAGGCAGGAAGUAGAGUUUGAAAGCUUGGAGUAGGAGGACUUCAAUGGAUGGGAUCCAGUAGUUUGAGUAACCUAAUUAAAACAUUUUUUGUGUGUUGUUUCUCUGAUGAGGUGUGUAGUUUAUGUGAUGGGAGACGUAUUGUUAAGCUAAUAUUUUGGUAGCUACGUUGAUUUUAUAUGAAAAUCGAACUUAUGUAGCGCUACUCUUGAGCUCUUGCAUUUUAAUUGUGUUUUGCUUCUCUUUUGUCGUAAUUGGUUGCACACAGUUACACUUCAUUUUACUACAUUGGAGGCUGUAGUCACAAGCGACAU